Molecule: messenger RNA, 1501 nt
Organism: Physcomitrium patens
Lineage: Eukaryota; Viridiplantae; Streptophyta; Bryopsida; Funariales; Funariaceae
Product: cytochrome c oxidase assembly protein COX11, mitochondrial
Cellular component (GO): mitochondrial inner membrane
Molecular function (GO): copper ion binding
Source: RefSeq, a predicted model, not a curated record
AGAUUGGACGAGGGCCACCAGAACGGAACCCCCAUUCUAUGCUUGUGUGCCGCUUAACAGAUUUGCGGUGCGCAUUGCCGACGCUGCUUGAGCAACUGCGAAGGGUAGAGAUCCAUCGUGAAUUGAACGAGAGCUACGAAGCAUUGGUGACACCAUGAUGAAUCGGUGGCGUUGCGUCAAGUCGCUAUCGGAAGCAUUGCAUCGUCAUGGUCUAGCCGCUGCUGCUUCUAACAGCUUCACGGCGGACUUGACCUUAGCGAAACCAUUGCCAAACAUUUAUGCCAAGGAAGCUUCUACAAGUCAUUCUGAAAAACUAGUAUUACCCUCAGUAGCAGUUAGGACGGACGUCCACUCGUUAUGCUUUCUUUGGAGCACAUUAAGUAGGCUAAGUUUGAAUAGAGAAUAUUCAACCUUACUUGCAAACCAUAGGUUCUGCUCAAUUCCUUCAAGGGGCGGAGCGGAGAUUUAUGGGUUUAGGACGCGGGGAUUCAGCAGCCAAGCUGAAAUCGCAGCCAAGGCUGGCGCGCGCAGGGCGAAGCUUACAUGGGAAAGUCAAACUGCUGGAAAGAAGAAAUCAGAGGCCAUGUUAAUGUAUUUGGUGGCUAUGGUAACAGCCAUGGUGGGAAUUACCUAUGCUGCCGUUCCCCUGUACCGCAAAUUUUGUCAAGCUACAGGUUAUGGCGGUACUGUCCAAAGAAAGGAGACCGUCGAAGAGAAGAUUGCUCGCCACAAGGGUGAAGAGGCUGAAUCAUCCAGGGAAUUGGUAGUACAGUUUAAUGCCGAUGUCGCAGAUGGUAUGCCCUGGAAGUUCACUCCUUGUCAACGUGAGAUUAGAGUGAGACCAGGACAGAGCACGCUUGCAUUCUACACAGCUGAGAAUACAAGCUCAGUACCCAUCACCGGUGUGUCCACUUACAAUGUGACUCCCAUGAAGGCGGGACUCUACUUCAACAAAAUCCAGUGUUUUUGUUUCGAAGAGCAGCGGCUUCUUCCUGGUGAAAAGAUUGACAUGCCAGUGUUUUUUUUUAUCGAUCCCGAGUUUGCAACUGACCCAAAAAUGAAGGGUAUUAAUUCUUUGAUUUUAUCUUACACUUUCUUUAAAGUUGAGGAAGCGCCUCAAAAAGAGACUGUGGCAUCGCCUCAACCCGCUUAAUCUCUUCGAGCCUCUAAAGAAAUUUCAUGCAUUUAGGCCCAGAUUUUGCAGGACACCUUCGUGAUUUGAAGAUAAUGUUUUGGAGUGAGGCCGCAGACUGCAAAUUCUGCAGGGCUUCAGGUGAUCAUACCUUAUCAAGUCAAACUUUUUGGUUUAUAUUGGCAAGUGAGCUGAGAAUAAUUUAGCAAUACCUUAUUUCUGAGAUUAUUUUGCCUGCUUUCUACACACAACACGCUACACUGAUUUAUCCUCCCUUUUUACAUACUAGUGUCCUAGUUUCGAGGUACGAACUGCACGUACGAACUUGAGUUAGCUAUUAAUAAAUUGGGCUUCACUUCCGUCAUUCAA